Paramisgurnus dabryanus is the source of this 3833-nucleotide messenger RNA. RefSeq names its product calcium release activated channel regulator 2Ab (gene cracr2ab). Gene Ontology annotation, molecular function: calcium ion binding; GTP binding; GTPase activity. NCBI's taxonomy places the organism in Eukaryota, Metazoa, Chordata, Actinopteri, Cypriniformes, Cobitidae. The record is from RefSeq and is a predicted model, not a curated record.
GAAGAGUGCAGUAUACAAACUUUACUUUAACAACAACACUGGAGGAGCAAAAUACUUUUCAUUGCUGCUGACAGGUCAGGAAAUUUCACCACAGAAACCUCUUCCUCUCCCCCCUUGACAUUGAGUGGUGUGGUGGGACAUCACAGCCGGUCUGGUUAAUGAUGAUGUCAACAGUGAUGACUAAGGUUUGGAAGAUGUACAGCAGGUGUCCAAUGCAGGAAACCCCAAUAAGGAAUUAUGUCUCUUGAAUGAUUCUGCGGUAUUGCUGUUGAAUUAAGUUUUGUAUCCCAACUCAUUCAGAAGUCACUGUGAGUUGUAAGAGGUGAACAGUCAGAAUCAUGUCAGAUUUUAGACACGUUGGAGCUACACGGGUUAUUAGUGAUAACUCAGAAGAGGAUGAACCACAGCCGAAUAAAAGUGAGGAGAAUAAUUCGGAUCGGGGACACAAAGCUAUGAUGGACAAGAUAGAGGAGUUUUUUAAGAUCUGUGACAGCGAGGGAAAAGGCUUCAUCACACGCACUGAUAUGAGGAGGUUACACACAGAAUUGCCGCUAACUGCUGAUGAGCUUGAGAACGUCUUUGACUCGCUAGAUCUUGACAAAAACGGCUCCCUCAGCGUAGGAGAGUUUUCCUCUGGAUUCAGUAGAUUUCUUCACAGACGGAGGAUCUCUAUAACAGAUGAUUUAUCUCUCACACCGUCUCAAAAUGUCCCAGAAGAUCUUCAUGAGAGCCAAUGGGACGAGUGUUUUUCAGAAAAUGAAGAUGAGGAAGAGAGGCAUUUCAGCAUGUUGAUAGAGAGCUUGGGUGCCAGCAAUGUCUUUGAGGACCCGAAUGAGGUGCGCAGUCUGUGGACUCAGCUCAGGAAAGAUGAACCUCACCUCUUGUCUAACUUUGAAGAGUUUCUGGCCCGUGUCACACAUCAAAUCAAAGAUGCACAACAAGAUAGGAAACAGAUGGAGAGCGCCCUCAAAAGAAACGCAGCCACACAUGACAGUGAGAUCCGUAGAUUGUAUGAGGAAAUGGAACAAGAGAUCACUAAAGAAAAAGAUCGAGCAAUACUGAAGGACUCUGAAAGUCUGCAGAUACGCAGCCAUGACCUCCAGCAGCAGCUUCGCAAUAAAGAACAAGAUCUGGAGCAACUUUUCCAGAAACAGAGGAGGUUGGAGCGGCAAUGUCUCGAGCUUCACAGCGAGCACCAGGAGAGCCGGCUGGAAAACGUCAAACUAAAAUUGACCAAUGAGGAGCUGUCUCAGGAGCUCGCGCACACCUGCCAGGAGCUGAUUUUGGCUCAGGAGCAGCUGGGGGUUUUGCAGAAGCAGGCAUCUCGACUACAGAAGGAGAGAGAGAUGGAGAUGUACAGAAUUACAGAAGGACUGCAGAGAGAAAAACAAAGUUUGAUGAAACAGUUGGACCUACUCAGAGAAAUGAAUAAGCAUCUAAGAGAUGAGCGAGACAUUACCUUUCUGAAACCCAACAAUUCAAUAAAGAAACCAUCAAGGACGCAAAGGCCGAGCUCAACCUCAACAAAAUACAAAGAGAGAAAAUCAUCAGUCAAAAAAGAAGUUGACAAAGAGGAAGUGACUCAUCACCCUAACAGGAAGUCCUCUUCUAUAGUGAACGAUCAAUGCCCACCCUUUACCACAGGGGAUGAUGGGAAGGUAGCUGGGGACACAGAGAGUGUAAACGUUGGGACGGAUGUGGAGGAUUCGCCCCCGGAUGGUUGGCCUCUACGCAGGGUCAUUUCCAUCGAGGAGGACCACCUUCCCCACCUGCUACAAGGAGACCCCCAUCUUCUGCUCCACCAGUUGAAUGAAGAAGAGGAGGAGCAGGGGGGAGAGGAUGAAGGUCAGGCCGAUCUAAAAAUAAGCUCCAUGGACCCCUCCAAUGGAUCCCUGGCUUCUGUUGAUUCUCCACCACCAGUGACGGUAAAGAAGCCCUUGAAGAAGAAAUGGAUCAAGGGAAAUAUGCCCACUUCAGCCCGAGGUCAACCUGUAGGGAAAGAGACCCUCCAGCAGGGUCAAGCAGAAGGUGGAUCUGUGGUUCCUCAGCGUCUCUUUAAAGUGAUUAUGGUGGGAAACUCCAGCGUGGGUAAAACGGCAGUGCUGAGACGUUUCUGUGAUGGACACUUUCACUCUGCCACCUCUGCCACUGUGGGCGUUGACUAUAGUGUACGAACAUUGAAUUUGGGAGACAGUUACGUGGCUCUUCAGUUAUGGGACACCGCAGGCCAAGAGAGGUACCGCAGCAUUACCAAGCAGUUUUUCCGCAAGGCAGAUGGUGUGGUCGUCAUCUAUGACAUCACAGCGGUGACUAGUUUCAAAUCUGUGCGCUCCUGGCUGGCAAGCAUACAGGAGGCGGUGGGCGACCCCAUUCCUGUCAUGCUCCUCGGAAACAAAUCGGACAUGGAAAACGAGAGGGAGGUGCAGACGAAGGACGCAGAGAUGCUAGCUCAGGAGAUGCAUCUGUUAUUCAGUGAGUGCAGUGCAUAUACUGGAGCUAAUGUGCUUGAGGCCAUGAUACAUCUGGCCAGGGUCUUGAAAGAACAGGAGGACAAGGUUUGGGUCAACACCGUCAGUCUGGUGAAUCAGCCAUUAAAGAGGAAAUCCUGCUGCUAGUGACCACAAAAACACUCACACACACACACACACACACACACACACACACACACACACCUCUGGAUAUCUGAUGUGUUCAUCUUACUUGAGUCAAAAACGUCAAGUGUAAAGAAACGCCCUAAAGUGCAUUCAAUAUCCAUGCUCUUCUGAUGUGUGCGUAUAAAUGUAAAAUAAAUACUGUAGAGUUUCAGGACAGUUUGCUACACAUUUAAAUAAAUCUUUGUAUAAAUAUUUCUGAUAAAAAUACCCAGCAAGCAGUUUUGCGUAUAAAAGACGUCUAAUAGCCAUCCAAACACAGACGUCUAGACUACAACAAGGCAAAAAAUGGGCUGUAAGUAAAAUUAAAUAGACGUCUAACUAUUGAUAAAUUUAAACAUCUCACAAGUUAUUUUGGCAAAAACAACGUUACCAAAUUCAACUUUAUUUUGGCUACAAGUGGGUUACUUGUAGCUGGAUUAUAGUUAACCUAGACGGUGAAAUGACUGCUAUUGCAUGCUGGGUAGUCUGUAAGAUUAAUGUUGAAAAUGUAUUUAAUGAAAUUGUAUAUUUAAAUGAUCCUGUAAUAUGGAAAAACAUGGUUUUUACUACUACCGCAACCGAGCAAGAAAUACAAGAAGUUAGGAGGUUGAUUUGUCCAAACAAGGCAUAAAAUAAGUUAGGAGCAAAUACGACUGUUUGUCAUUUUCCAUUUAUUUGGCAUUCCAGUAGUCUCCUACAAUCAUCCUAAAAUUUUCCUAACAUCAUUACAUCAGUAAAUAUUUGCAGGGUCAGUUCAGACUUUUUCUUCAAUUGAACUGCUCUGCGAUGUUAAGUGCAAAUAUUUUGUUUUUUAAGCUGGUUGUUUGUGGCAUAAGGUAAUAUUUUUAUCAAGAAGACUUAACCGAUGAUCAUAUUCAAAAUCUAAAAUCUUAAUAUUAUUAAAGAGUCUCGUACAUCCUGCUAUUGAUAAGAAUGAUUUAAAAUCAUUUAGCUGCUCUCUGUGAAUCUCAAUAAAUUAAAACAUUGCAGUGGUCACAAUAUCAACGUAAAAGCAAUAAAUAAUAAAUAAGCAAAGCAUAAAACAACCAGUAGCUCUUACUGUAAAUGUCACCCAUGCUUUUUUCAACAUCAAUAGCCUUUUUUCUAUGAGGCAGUUUUGUUUUAUAUCUUAUCUACUGUCAACAGUAAUGCUUUUCUACUUAUAAAACUCAAAUAAACGCAAACUUGGACAUUCUCAAA